UACUUUAAUCUGUGGUAAUAAACAUGUCUGCCUUGUUUGUUUGCACCACGUAUCUAAAUUGUUGAAUAUCUUACGACAUGAUAUCAUUCUUUUCGAAGUUAUCGUUGAAGAAUACAGAAAAACCACCGGAGAUAGCUCAGCCAGCUUAUAUGGACAAAAGUGCAUCGCUUCAGGAACUCGGGUACAAAGACGAUAAUGACCUAAGAGAGACCAUCUAUGACUUUUUGCGGACUAUUCGGGACCCGGAGAAGCCGAGUACUUUGGAGGAUUUGAAGGUCGUUUAUGAAGAAGGUAUUUUCGUGAAAGAGCCAACGGCAGACAAAGUCCCAGUUUUAAGGGUUGAAUACAAUCCUACGGUACCCCAUUGCUCGUUAGCUACACUUAUUGGACUGUGUAUUAGAAUAAAAAUACAACGCUCUUUACAUCACCCUGUUAAGUUGGAUAUUUACAUCAAAAAGGGAGCACACACUACUGAAGAUGAAAUUAACAAGCAAAUCAACGACAAGGAGAGAAUUGCAGCUGCGAUGGAAAACCCCAAUUUAAGGAACCUCGUGGAAACCUGUAUCGCCGACGAAGGGUAGAAACUAAAUCUUUACAUAUUAAAAUUAUCAUUAGUAGUAGUAG
Molecule: messenger RNA, 624 nt
Organism: Maniola jurtina (meadow brown)
Lineage: Eukaryota; Metazoa; Arthropoda; Insecta; Lepidoptera; Nymphalidae
Gene: galla-1
Product: MIP18 family protein galla-1
Exons: 3
Coding region: 78-581 (167 amino acids)
Source: RefSeq, a predicted model, not a curated record